CGAGGUAUGCGGGUGGUGGCCGCCGCUCCUUCCGCCGACGUCCAACCUGGCGAUGGCACCCGCGCGGCGGACAAGUCGCGAGUCAGGAGGUUCCUCGCGUGGAUUUCGCAAUCGUUUCGCGCCAACGACCCUUCCAAGGAGAGCCACCAUGGAGUGGAAGCAGGUUCUGACCUGGACGAGGAGAUGGAGAAGGUGUUUGCCAUGGGCAGCAGUGAGAUGAAAUUCGACGUGUCCCGGUUGUCGACGUCACCGGGCGACAAUCCUCAGGACAGGAGGAAAUUUGACGAGAGAGAUUACAGUCAGCACCGGAAAAAGAGCUACCCACACACCCAUGCUCCUUUGAAGUCCAUACACUCAAGGUCGAUGCGGCGUCGCCUCACUUCACCGCGUCUUUCCGAGAGUGAAGCAGCAGACUUGGCCGCAUCGGUCCUUGCUGAGCAUGAAGAUGCCGAGACGAGAGGCUCCCAAGAACGCGAGAGUUUCGACUCAACGGAAGAUCCAAAAGAGAUGGCAGAGGACAGGGGUGGUUCAUCAGCCCCCAUUCCCGUGCCUUUGUCCGGCCUGUCCGAAGAUGAGCCUCAGGUGUCGGAAAUGGCCGCCUCGUACAGGAGCAAAGAUUUUGACGAGGACAACACCAGGCGAGUGCAGUUCCAAAUCGGAGGAGCUGGAGAUGGUCGAAAGGGUGACAGCGACCGCGAGGAAGACACACCGCCCAAGGACAGCAAGGAAAGUUCUCCUUUCAAACACGACGGCUCCGAAAAGAGCAAACGAAGGAAAUACAGCAAACACAAAAUUAGGAAGUACAGUUUGCAAGAAGACCCUCAGUGGAGGGUAAGGGCUGGAUCCGAGGCGCCCUCUGAUAAUUCGGUCAGACCUUCUCUCGAUGGGGAAGAGGAAUCCACUUUGAAGGAGGUGGACAAGGACGACUUGGCAAGUCACAGGUUUGAUGAUGCCAAAGGGAUGCGGCGAUACAAAACUUCAAAGUCGUCGGCCGGAGGAAUGCCUGGCGACACGAUGGUCAGCAUCAGCCGUAGGGAGGGCAGCGUGGUGCCGCCUGGAGUCGGAUGGACUCCGAGUGGGGCCAAGAAGAGUUUUGACCACAGUCCUCAUGCCGUUUUCGUGCAACUGGAUGAGUUGGCGGGCAAAGGAGAGGAUCAAGAGUGGAAGGAAACUGCUCGCUGGAUCAAGUACGAAGAAGACAGGUUGGAGGGUGCGGAUCGGUGGGGCAGACCCCACGUCGCCUCCCUCAGCUUCCACUCUUUGCUGAACUUGCGCCGCUGCUUGGAAACCGGCGUCAUCCUGCUCGAUUUGGAGGAAAAAGAUCUUCCGGGAGUCGCCUUCAGGAUUGUGGAACAAAUGGCCUUGGAGGAGUUGGUCGAAGUGGACUCCAAGGCUGCUGUGAUGAGGGCACUGUUGCUGAGACACAGACCUGUGACCCAUCACCACGAUCGCUUCCGAUUCGGAGUGGUCAAGAGAAAUGCGUCGAGCUACACCAGUCUCCAGAAUUAUUUCCUUUCGGAUGAUGCCGAUUACGAGGAAAGAUUGAAACGAGAGGAAUUUCUGAGGAGAUACAGCUGUAAUUUGGCUGAAGACAAGACUAAACCACGAAUUGUGCCUUCGAUGACGAGUGUUGACGGCCUCUCAUUGGCCAAACUUAUGGGAUCGUACACGUCCAGCAAACAGACCAGCCUGGACAAAAUGCAUGCGAGUGACAGCAACCAUACAGUGGUUGACGUCGGCAAAGAGGAAACAACUUACUCCUCUUCGACGGAGGACUUGAAGAGGGCCCACAAUGAGAGUAUUUUAAAAAGGAUUCCUGAAGGAGCCGAAGCCACCACAGUAUUAGUCGGUUCCGUGGAAUUCCUGGAGCAGCCCACCAUUGCGUUUGUGCGCCUUGCCGAAGGUGUUCUGAUGCCCUCCAUCACUGAAGCGCCCAUUCCGGUGCGCUUCAUGUUCAUUCUUUUGGGUCCGCGCGUCACUGACCUGGACUACCAUGAAAUCGGUCGAUCAAUUUCAACCCUCAUGUCAAACACACACUUCCACAAUAUUGCCUACAAAGCUGCAGAUAGAAGGGAAAUUUUGUCUGCCAUCAAUGAGUUCUUGGACGACAGUAUUGUGCUGCCUCCUGGCAAUUACGAACGCCAAGGUCUUCUUCCUUUCAACGAUUUGAAAGACAAAAGUGAGGCUAUUCGCAGGAGAAAAUCAACUCGAGAUCCUCCAGACGAAGCGCAAAGAGCACUUCUUUUGGAAGAUGCGAAAAGACCACCUGAUGACAACCCCCUCGUCAGGACCAGACGACCCUUCGGUGGCCUCAUCAAAGACAUCAAGAGGCGCUGGCCCAAAUACAAAUCGGACAUCACAGAUGGAUUGAAUUUUCAGUGCUUGGCAGCUUCCAUUUUCAUCUACUUUGCUUGUCUUUCUGGCGCAAUCACUUUUGGAGGUCUUAUGGGUGAUAAGACCAACAAUCAAAUUGGCAUAUCUGAAACUCUGGUAUCAACUUGCCUAGCAGGCGUUUUGUUUGCUCUUUUCUCUGGACAGCCUCUAGUGAUAGUUGGAACUACCGGCCCACUGCUAUUAUUUGAUGAAUCUCUGUUUGCGUUUUGUGAGGAGUACGGCUACGAAUUUCUCUCUAUGAGAGUAUGGAUAGGCGCCUGGCUUGUGAUCAUCGGGCUAAUAGUGGUCUGCGUGGAAGGUUCGGUGCUUGUGAAGAGGUUUACCAGAUUCACCGAAGAGAUAUUUGCAUCUUUGAUAUCUUUGCUCUACAUUUAUGAGAGUCUGGUGAAACUGUACCAAGUGUUUAAACAGCACCCCUUAUCACCCGAAUACUGCAACAUCCAACCAGCGGCGCUCUCCAACACCCUGUUAAAUAGCUCCAUCAACACGCUCGACGAAUCUUACUCGCUGGUGCUUGAAAACGUGUCCACCGCAUUGAUGGAUGUGAUGAACACGACAGUAGGUCCGACCACACUGCCCGAGUCUUCAAUCAAGAGAAACCAACCGAACACAGCUCUCCUUUGUGUCAUUUUGGCACUUGGGACGUUCUUCAUUGCUUAUUAUCUGAGGCAAUUUCGAAACAGCAAAUUUUUAGGACGCAGUGCUCGGCGCGCCUUGGGCGACUUUGGAGUGCCCAUAGCAAUCAUCGUAAUGGUCUUGUUAGACUACGUCAUUCCGGACACCUACACAGACAAACUCAGGGUGCCCGAGGGUUUGUCUCCCUCCAGCCCGGGCGAGCGAGGCUGGAUAAUCAACCCCGGAGGAAACAAUCAACCGCUUGAGAUUUGGCUCGCCGUUGCCUGUGUUGUUCCAGCCAUGCUGGUGUACAUUCUCCUGUUCAUGGAAACACACAUUUGCGAAUUGAUCAUCGACAAGAAAGAGAGAAAACUGAAGAAAGGCUCUGGCUUCCAUUUAGAUAUAGUUUUGGUUUGCAUGCUGAACAUGGGUUGUGGCUUGAUGGGAGCUCCGUGGGUUUGCGCCGCCACUGUGCGGUCAGUGGCACACGUUUCUGCACUGACAGUGAUGUCAAGGGACCACGCUCCUGGUGAUAAGCCUCACAUUAUUGAGGUUAAGGAACAAAGAUUAACUUCCCUGGUUGUGAGCAUUCUUGUUGGAAUUUCUGUGGCCAUGGCACCCUUUUUGCGCCUUGUGCCCAUAGCAGUUCUGUUCGGAGUCUUCCUUUACAUGGGUAUUUCGUCGAUGGACGGAAUUCAGUUCUUUGAACGAGUUCAACUUUUCCUCAUGCCUGUCAAGCACCAUCCUCAAGUACCAUAUGUUAGAAGGGUGAAGACGGUAAAAAUGCACCUUUUCACAAUCAUCCAAGGCGCCUGCCUUGCAAUCUUGUGGGUAGUGAAAUCGACAGCAGCUUCACUUGCAUUUCCCUUCUUCCUGAUUUUGAUGGUGCCACUGAGGACAAGUUUGCAGCACAUUUUCAGCCCCACAGAAUUACGCGCACUUGAUGGAGUUGAAAUCGAGAAAGAGGAUGAGCCUGAUUUCUACGCUCAAGCACAUUUGCCAGGCUGAAAAUUUUUAAGGUUAGGGAGAUUUAGUUGCUGAAAUCACACCAAGUGCUAAUUAUAGUUAGUAUUCUGUGAAACAAUUUUAUCAGUUGUUAUAAUUUUACUUAAAAUAUUUUAGCGAAUUGAAUACUCAACAAUUUAGAGGCUAAACAGAGCAAAAUGUAUUUGAUAAUGUACCUGACACGAAUUUGAAUAAAUGGUGUUUAAUUUUGAGAUGUGGAUUAAAUAAAACUUAUUCCAAAUAUAAUA
This is a messenger RNA of Neocloeon triangulifer, 4262 nucleotides long. It is a transcript of the gene Ae2, whose product is annotated as anion exchange protein 3. The record is from RefSeq and is a predicted model, not a curated record. Lineage: Eukaryota; Metazoa; Arthropoda; Insecta; Ephemeroptera; Baetidae. Gene Ontology annotation, biological process: regulation of intracellular pH; monoatomic anion transport; transmembrane transport. Bases 7 to 4017 code for a protein of 1336 amino acids. The transcript is spliced from 21 exons. Gene Ontology annotation, cellular component: plasma membrane. Gene Ontology annotation, molecular function: solute:inorganic anion antiporter activity; monoatomic anion transmembrane transporter activity.